CUGGAGCACACCUUUCCCACUACCUUACCAGUAGCUAACCUGAGGCUUACCUGUAUUUGACCUGUGGCUCAGCCAGGAGUGCAGAUGUACCUUUCUGUUCACUGCUUUCUGGGUUACUUUUUCGAUCUCUGAACGUUGAGCUAUCUGGUGCUCAGGUGUACACCUGACCAAACUGUUUUUCGUGUUACCUGUAGGUUAGUAGUAAGUUAACGCUAGGUUACCUGUGGUCCAGGUGUGUUUCUGUCUCUGGGUUACCUGUCUGUUGGAGAGCCAUGGUUGGGUGUAGCUGGCUGUGGAGCCAUAGGAACUACCUCAUUAUCUUCCUCACCCCACUUCUCCUCCUGCCUCUGCCUCUGCUCAUCCCCACACCACAGGCUAAGUGUGGCUAUGCUAUCAUCCUGAUGGCACUGUACUGGUGUACAGAGUGUAUGCCCCUGGCUGUGACUGCCCUACUGCCUGUUAUCCUCUUCCCUAUGAUGGGCAUCAUGGAGUCUGGAGCAGUGUGUGUCCAGUACCUAAAGGACUCUAACAUGCUGUUCAUCGGUGGUCUGUUGGUGGCCAUCGCUGUUGAGAACUGGAAUCUUCACAAACGCAUCGCCCUCCGAGUACUACUAGUGGUGGGGGUACGACCGGCACUGCUGAUGUCGGGGUUCAUGGGUGUGACAGCCUUCCUUUCCAUGUGGAUCAGUAACACAGCCACCACAGCCAUGAUGGUGCCCAUCGCCCAGGCUGUGCUAGGACAGCUGUGUGCCACAGAGGCCAGGCAGGAUGAGCGGGAGCUGCAGGUUGAAGGGAAAGACAACCAGGCCUUCGAACUGGACACGAAAGCACCCCAAAGAGAAGAGAUCAACACCAAACAGGACCUCGUCAAGAUUCAGCAGGAUCAUAUGUACAAGGAUGAGGAGAGGGAUGCGGACUCACCUCUGGAGAGGAGAAGAAAAGAGAGAGAGUUGAAGUACCAGCUCUUGACUAAAGGGAUGAGUCUGAGUGUGUGCUACUCUGCCAGUAUCGGAGGCACAGCCACCCUCACUGGCACCACACCCAACCUCAUCCUCAAGGGACAGGUGGACGAGCUCUUCCCAGGUAAUGGCGAUGUGAUCAACUUUGCGUCAUGGUUUGGCUUUGCCUUUCCCAACAUGGUCAUCAUGCUUAUCCUGUCCUGGCUCUGGCUGCAGUUCAUGUACAUGGGCUUCAACAUGAAGAAGUCAUUUGGCUGCGGGAAGAAGAACGAGGGAGACAAGGAGGCGUUCGCAGUGAUGAAGGAGGAGUACAGGAAGCUGGGGAGCAUGACCUUCGCCGAGGGGGCUGUGCUGACCAUCUUUGUCCUGUUGGUGGUGAUGUGGUUCACCAGAGAACCAGGCUUCAUGCCAGGCUGGGCCACUGUACUGUUUAACAAGGAUGGAGCGUUUGUGACAGACGGGACUGUUGCUAUCUUCAUGUCCUCGCUCUUCUUCAUUAUCCCCUCAAGGCCGUUCUGCCGUGGGAGUGCUGAGGAAGAGGAGGGAGAGGCUGGGGAGGAAGGUAAGAAGAAGCAAAAGGCCCCAGCUGCUCUGUUGAACUGGCAAGUGGUCCACGAACGCAUGCCCUGGAAUAUCAUCCUAUUACUGGGAGGAGGUUUUGCUUUGGCCAGCGGUAGCGAGGCAUCUGGUCUGUCUCAAUGGCUGGGUGAGAGUCUAGCUCCUCUACAGUCCAUUCCUCCCUUCGGUAUCUCUCUGCUACUCUGUCUGUUGGUGGGGACCUUCACUGAGUGCUCCAGCAACACAGCUACUACCACACUGUUCCUGCCCAUACUGGCCUCUAUGGCCACAGCUAUUGGGCUGCAUCCUCUGUACGUGAUGCUGCCCUGCACCAUCUGUGCCUCGUUGGCUUUCAUGUUGCCCGUGGCAACACCUCCCAAUGCCAUCGUCUUCUCCUAUGGAAAUCUCAAAGUCAUGGACAUGGUGAAGGCAGGCUUCAUGCUGAACAUGAUCGGGAUCCUGACCAUCAACCUGGGCAUCAACACCUGGGGAGACGCAAUGUUCCAGCUCAGCACCUUCCCUGACUGGGCCAACAUCACACAUGGGAUCAAGCCCUGAGAGGGGGAGGAGAGAAGAGGCGGGAGGAAGGAGGAGGAUGGAGGGAGGAUUUUGAUAUGAGCACCAAAGAGCGCAAGGGAGAGAAAGCGAGAGGCAGGCAGGCAGACAGUACCAGUCAAAAGUUUAGACACACCUACUCAUUCAAAGGUUUUUCUUUAUUUUUACUCUUUUCUGCAUUGUAGAAUAAUAGUGAAGACAUCAAAACUAUGAAAAAACACAUAUGGAAUCAUGUAGUAACCAAAAAAGUGUUAAACAAAUAAAAAUAUAUUUUUAUGAGAUUUUUCAAAGUAGCCACCAGUUGCCUUGGUAUUCUCAUUUGCCUUGGCAUUCUCUCAACCAGCUUCAUGAGGUAGUCACCUGGAAUGCACUUAAAUUAACAGAUCUGCCGUUAUUUCGUGGAAUUUCUUUCCUUAAUGCGUUUAAGCCAAUCAGUUGUGUUGUGACAAGGUAGUGGGGGCAUACAGAAGAUAGCCCUAUUUGGUAAAAGACCAAGUCCAUAUUGUGGCAAGAACAGCUCAAAUAAGCAAAGAAAAAUUACAGUCCGUCAUUACUUAAAGACAUGAAGGUCAGUCAAUAUGGAACAUUUCAAGAACUUUGAAAGUUUCCUCAAGUGCAGUCGCAAAAUCAUCACGCGCUAUGAUGAAUCUGGAUCUCAUGAGGACCGCCACAGGAAAGGAAGACCCAGAGUUACCUUUGCUGCAGAGGAUAAGUUCAUUACAGUUACCAGCCUAAGAAAAUGCAGCCCAAUGAAGCCCAAAUAAAUGCUUCACAGAGUUCAAGUAACAGAUACAUCUCAACAUCAACUGUUCAGAGGAGACUAUGUGAAUCAGGCCUUCAUGGUCAAAUUGCUGCAAAGAAAUCACUACUAAAGGACACCAAAAAGAAGAGACUUGCUUGGUUCAAGAAACACGAGCAAUGGGCAUUAGACUGGUGGAAAUCUUGGAGAUUGUCUUUGUGAAACGCAGAGUAGGUGAAUGGAUGAGCUCAUGUGUGGUUCCCACCGUGAAGCAUGGAAGAGGAGGUGUGCUGUGGGGGUGCUUUGCUGGUGAUACUUAAUUCAAGGCACACUUAACCAACAUGUCUACCACAGCAUUCUGCAGCGAUACAUCAUCCCAUCUGGUUUGCGCUUAGUGGGACUAUCAUUGGUUUUUCAACAGGUCAAUGACCCAAAACACCUCCAGGCUGUGUAAGGGCUAUUUGACUAAGAAGAAAAGUGAUGGAGUGCUGUAUCAGAUGACCUGGCCUCCAAAACCACCCAACCUCAACCCAAUUGAGAUGGUUUGGGAUGAGUUGGACCACAGAAUGAAGGAAAAGCAGCCAACAAGUGCUCAGCAUUUAUGGGAACUCCUUCAAGACUGUUGGAAAAGCAUUCCAGGUGAAGCUGGUUGAGAGAAUGGCAAGAGUGUGCAAAGCUGUCAUCAAGGCAAAGAGUGGCUACUUUGAAGAAUCUCAAACAUAAAAUAUAUUUUGAUUUGUUUAAUAAUUUUUUGGUUACUACAUGAUUCCAUGAUACCUCCCGGGUGGCGCAGUGGUCUAGGGCACUGCAUCGCAGUGCUAGCAGCGCCACCAGAGUCUCUGGGUUCACACCCAGGCUCUGUCGCAGCCGGCCGCAACCGGGAGGUCCGUGGGGCGGCGCACAAUUGGCAUAGCGUCGUCCGGUUUAGGGAGGGUUUGGCCGGUAGGGAUAUCCUUGUCUCAGUAUGUAAAUGUCAUAAAAUGUAUGCACGCAAUGUAAGUCGCUCUGGAUAAGAGCGUCUGCUAAAUGACUAAAAUGUAAAAUGUAAAUGUAAAUUCCAUAGAUGUUAUAUCAUACUUUUGAUGUCUUCACUAUUAUUCUACAAUGUAGAAAAUAGUAAAAAAUUAAGAAAAACCCUUGAAGGAGUAGGUGUGUCCAAACUUUUGACUGGUACUGUAAAUGUAGACUGACAGGCAAACAGAAAGUCAGACAUAGAACGAGCGAGAUAAAGUGAAUGGGAAAGGGAGAUUAAGCACGCACACAUAAUGCUGAAUGUGACAAUGAACAAGUACACCAGCUACAGUAUCUUCUCCUUAAUUUAGGACAGUUUAGAAAUAAGAUACCAUAUACGAUAUGGUUGCAGCUCUACCUUGCCCUCUGAUAGGCUAAGUUUGCUGAUAAAAGUGCCUAGGUGGUCAGGGCAAGGGGCUAGGGAACUAGGGUCCAACAGUCGUUCCUGGACUGGGCCAUACAUUACAAUACAGUACCAUUGCCCCCUAGUGUUCAUUACAUGUAAUUGUAAAUCUGGUGAAGCGGAAUAGGGUUGAAUGGUGCUUCAACACGGCAGUGCAGUCCUUUGAAUUGAGUCAGUCCCAGUUCCAGACAAAGAUAUCCUUAAAACGAGACUACUUCUUGAAAGCAAGCAUUGUGCAUGUAAAUGUAUAUAUAUAUAUAUUGAAAUAUAGCAUAUAAGUAGGAAUGGGGACCGAGUGGCGCAGUGGUUCAAACCCGGGCUUUGUCACAACCGGCUGUGAUCGAGAGUCCCAUAUGGAGGCGCACAAUUGGCCCAGCUUUGUCUGGGUUCGGGGAGGGUUUGGCCGGGGUAGGCUGUCAUUGUAAAUAAUAAUUUGCUCUUAGCUGACUUACCUAACUGUAAAAAAUUAAUUGUUGUUUCAAUGUAUUAUUUCCAGUGAUCUAGUUUCGUGGCCUUUUUCAAGCUCAGAGAACUUCACAUUUCACGUUAUGCUAGCUUUUAUUAUAUUUAUUUUGACUAACAAUAGUCUUAAUUUGAUGUUUGUUAAUUGUUCAUUUAAGAUUGUUAUUUGAAUCAACUUAAACCUUCGUUAUGUUAACAAUAAAUGUGGAAUUCUAAUAACUAAAGCUACAUUAUUGUUGACAAAUAAGACAGUUAAGUACACUGCUUCAUUUCAGUGUACCUUACUAUUUAUUCUAAUUCGAAUCAACUUAAACGUUUAAACGUUUAACAACAAAUGUUGAGUUAUCAUAGCAACGUAAAGCGACAUUUAUGUUGACAAAUUAAAAACAUUUAAGUCCACAUCAUGUCAGUAUAACCAACCAUUUUUUGUUGAGUUAAUUUCACAUUUUGUUCAGUCAAUUUCAAUUAAGUUACUGUAACUAGUAAUAGUUAUCAUAACUGCAUUUAAAGUUGACAUAACAAAAUGGUAUAUGCAAGGAUAACGUGACAUGUUAAGUGCCCUGACCUUGAAAAAGGCCACGCAAUUAGAUGACUGGAAAUAACACGUUGAAACAACAUUAAAGUGUGAGUUAUCUGAUUUAAUGUCACAUUAAAAAUGUCAAGCCUACGCCAUAUUGAGUUAUUGUAACGCAUAGUUCUCAACCUGUUUGGCUGGUGCUGCUACACUGUGGCUACGAGCAAGUCAAGCAGGCCACACAUAAAUAAAUAACUAUACUAUUAAUGACAUAACAGACAAGCUUGCCACCGGCUGCACUGUUCUAACUCAACAAAAUGACUGACUAAUACAAAUUGUAAACUUAAUAUAACCCAGUAUGUACAGUUGAACAAAGUUCAGAUUUAGUAAAGUUUAUCUCCAUUUUAAAAUGA
Molecule: messenger RNA, 5614 nt
Organism: Salvelinus fontinalis (brook trout)
Lineage: Eukaryota; Metazoa; Chordata; Actinopteri; Salmoniformes; Salmonidae
Gene: slc13a2
Product: solute carrier family 13 member 2
Exons: 12
Coding region: 273-2075 (600 amino acids)
Biological process (GO): monoatomic anion transmembrane transport
Cellular component (GO): membrane
Molecular function (GO): transmembrane transporter activity
Source: RefSeq, a predicted model, not a curated record